UGUACGCAUGCGCAAGUAGAACAAGAUGGAGAUUCUCCGCUGCAAUAAAUAAGUGAAAGUCCUUGAAAAUGUUACUAACUUGGAUUAUUUUUAGUUAAUUCUUCAACUAAUUUAGUCCAGUGCCUUUAUUGCAUAAUAAUUUAUCCUCAUGUAUACGAAUCAUUUUAAAAUUAGAACAGUCAUUACUGAAAUCUUCUUGGAAAUUGUCAGAUUUUGACGUCAAAAAUGUCAUUUUUGAGCAGUUUCAAAAAGCUGUUCGGGUUAGGAAGAGAUGGAGGGCGUAACCCGUUAGAAAAUAGAAAUAUUAUAAGGGACAAAGACCCUAAUCAUGUAUGGGACAUUAUUGGAGAGCUCGGAGAUGGAGCAUUUGGAAAGGUUUACAAGGCUCAACAUAAAGAGAGUGGAAUUCUUGCAGCCUUGAAGCAGGUUGAGAUAAAAGCAGAUGACGAUCUAGAAGAUUUUCUUGUAGAAAUUGACAUCCUUACUAAGUGUAAACACAGAAACGUUGUUGGUAUACAUGAAACUUACUUUUUUGGUGGAAAAUUAUGGAUGUACAUAGAGUUCUGUGGUGGUGGAGCAGUGGACAGUAUAAUGGUUGACCUUGAAAAGCCGCUGAAUGAGAACCAGAUCCGCUAUGUGUGUUACGAGAUGUGUCAAGCUUUAGUCUUCAUACAUAGACAACAUGUCAUACAUAGAGAUCUCAAAGCUGGAAACGUACUGCUUACAAUGGACGGAGAAGUCAAACUUGCUGAUUUCGGUGUGUCUGCAAUUAGUGACAAGACCUUGCAGAAGAGAGACUCUUUUAUUGGUACACCUUACUGGAUGGCACCAGAGGUCAUUCUGUGUGAAACACUCAAGGACACACCAUAUAGUUACAAGGCUGACAUCUGGUCCCUGGGUAUCACACUCAUAGAAUUUGCACAGAUUGAGCCACCCAACCAUGAGAUGCAUCCCAUGAGGGUGCUGAUUAAAAUACAGAAAGCUGAACCACCUACUCUAGAUGACAAAAGGAAAUGGUCUCUGCAGUUUCGUGAGUUUCUAAAGCUGUGUUUAAUGAAAGAUCCUGAGCAACGGCCUACUGCAGAGGAACUACUUAAGCACCCAUUUAUCAGUAACCCACCAAGUAAAAAGGUGAUUUUAGAUCUCAUCUCGGAGUCUAAGGCAGAAGUUGUAGAAACAGUGGAGGAUUUGACAGAAGAUGAAGAGAUCCAAGAAAUAAAGCGGCAUAUGCAUGAUGACUCUAGCAUAGAUCUGGAGCGGCUGUCCCAGUCCAGUAUUGAUACAGAGAAGAGAGAACAAACUCCAGAAAAACAGGUUAAAGAGGCAGAAAAACCAAGCAUUUCUGAGAAAAUUGAAGAAGAAAGAUCCGUCACACCGGAACGUCCUGAAACUCCAGAUACCGAUUCCACUAAAGAAAAAAUUCCAUCCCCAAAGAAGACUCCCGCUCCUGCUCCACCACCUGAAGGAAGGGAAAGAACCCCAACACCGGAAAUUGGGGAAAGGAAAUCCCCCUCCAAAGAGGAGAGCACUGAAGCUGAGAAAUCAGAAGAAGGCAGUGUGAAAUCUAGAGAAUCAAGUGAGUCACCAAGAGAAAGUCCAGAGAAAGAUGAUAGAGGUUCUCCUAUUCCCAUGUCGUCUCUGGAUGAGACAGAAGAGAAAGUUACUAUGCAUGAAGAUAUCGUUGAGGUUGCAACUAUAUCACCGCCACCAGAGUUUCAGGAAGACAUUGAGGAUAAAUUGUCAGAUGAAGGGAUCGGACCAAGUGCAGAUGAAAAAUCUGAUACAUCAAGUCAGAAUGGAAGUCCUUCCAAGAUUACAGAUGUACAGAUUGAUAUCACACCAACUGUAAGUGACAUUGUUGAUGAGAUCAUAGAUGAUGUCAUAAAGAGCGCAUCCACUGAGCCUUCAGUUCCCGCUGUUGUCUUGGAGACCAUCGAUACAGUCAUCGAAGAACAAAUGAAUGAAGAGUUUAUUGAAGGAAAGAACAUUGAAAUUGAGGAAAAAGAUACAGAAGUAGCAAAACAAGAUAGUGCCAUUGAUACAAAUGAAUCCGAAGAUACUGAUAUUGUUAAAGCAGGUGGAGAGAAAGAACAGAUGCCAAAAAGGCUAAGUAGUGUCUCUGAGUUAGUUAGUAAUUUGGAAAAAAUGAAAGAGGCACAUGAGAAUGAAAAAGCAGAGAGAAGUGUGAGUCCCAGAGGAAGUAUCAGCCCGAGGGAAGGGAGUGUAAGUCCAAGGCAGAAAUCAUUUGAUGACAGCAUUCCAGAAGAAACAGCUACAGUUUCUGUUACAACAGUGGUAAAAACAGAUAAACUUAUUUCAGAGAAACAAAAAUCUUUCGAUAAAGAAGAUGAACAGUUAUCACGUAAAAAACGGGAAUUAGAGAUUCAGUCUGUGAAGGUAAAGAUAGCUGAUGACAAUGAAGCUCAACCUAUUGAAUCAUCCAACAUUGAUGAUAUAAUAACAAUAAAUGGGCAACCAGUCCCACAUGCAAGCACAAUAGUUCUUAAUGGCCAUAUUUCUAAAAUCAAGGACUCUCCACGAGGGGAGGAAGACAAAGUAAGGGCACGUUCCGAAUCUCCAAGAGUGGAGAAUAAAAAUCGUGAUUAUGUGCCUCAGACUGAUAUAGACACUUUAGAGACAAAAAUAACCAAUAAUGUGGAACCAUUAGACAUUUCAAAUCCCGAUGAUGAUUCUUCUGAUCAGAGGUCCGAUACUGGAAGUAUCAAUACUGUUGAUAGUGUGGAAAGAGAUGAAGUCAUAAAGGAAUCGCCUCGUAACAGACACAGGGGUCAUAUAAAGCCAAGAGGGGAAAGGAGUAAUAAGAGUCAAUACAGAACCUUGACAAAGACAAGAACGUUUGUCAUCAAUGGAGAAGUUGUGACACAAACCACACAGAAAGUAGUUCUUGCCGGGGAGGAACACAAGUCAAGAGAGGAUCAUUUGAUGAGAAAGCAGGAUUUACGUGAGUUAAAGUUACUACAGAAAAAUGAAAACAAACAGUAUCAGGACCUCAUAUACAAGGCACAGCUUGCAAGAGAAAUGCAGGACCGAAAGUUUGAAACAGAUAUGCAGAGUUUGGUUAAGAACUAUGACCAGGACAUGGAUACACUCACCAAACAGCAGAAGCAGCAGGUGGAAAAAGCGGAAGGAAGUCAGUCUGUCGACCUCAAAGCUGCUGCCAAACGAAUUAAAAUUGAACAGGAAAAAGAAUAUAAGAUGUUCAAGGAGAAGCAGAAACAGGACAGGAAGUUGAUGCAACAGGAGUUUGACAUGAUGGCAAAAACUGCCAAGAAGGAAGAUGUACGCAAGAGAAAAGAACAGAAAGAAAUACAGUUACAAGAGGAGGAACGAUGCUUCUUGGAGAACCAGCAAGAAAGGAUGGAUAAACAUAUGAAACAGUUGACAGAAACUCACAGACAGAAAAUUGCAAUGUUAGAAAGUCAAUUCUUGCAACAAAAACAACAGCUUCUUAGAGCACGUGAAGCAGCUAUCUGGGAGUUAGAGAAACAACAGCUUCAUGAGAAGCACCAGCUUGCCAAGAGUCAGUUAAAGGACAUGUUCUUCCUGAAGAGACAUCAGAUGCUAACCAGACAUCAGAAGGAAAUAGAACAAAUGAAGCGAAGUAACCAAUCAAAAGAGGAGGAAAUGCAGCAUAGACACGUGCUCGAGAAAAAACGUCUUCCCAAAAUACUCAAACAGGAGUCCAAAACACGCUCGCUUAUGUUCAAACAGAGCUUACGGUUAAGUGUACCUGGUAAUCCAGAUGAUGAACGGUCAAAACUGAAACAGUUUGAAGAGAAUGAGAAGAAGAGAAUGAAGGCUGAACAAGCUCGCCAGGAAAACAAACACAAGAAACAGUGGGAGGAGCUUGUGUACAGAAACGAAACCAGUCUAAGGGAAUUAGAACAAUUACAGGCUGAGAAGAGGAAGAUGUUGAUGGAGCAUGAGACACAGAAGAUAAAAGAACUGGAGGAACAAUAUUCCAAUGAACUCAGGGAAUGGAAAGCUAUGCUCAUACCUAGAAAACAGAGAUUGGAAGACGAGUUUGCAAAGCAACGUGAUGAACAGGAGAAAUUUUACGGUGCUGUAGUGAUGACAGGCGAGAACACGUAUGUGCCACGAUCUGCCCCAAAUAGUAUGAGACACAAAACCGAUUCUAUAGCCUCCCGGCAUAGUACUGUGAUCUAGUAGUAUAUGUUUGUAGUAAAUUAGUCAAUAUUACAUUCACCAUAUUGGUUAUAUAUGAACAAUUGCAGGUUUCUGCAUUUAACUUGGUACAUUGCCUAAAAGCCAAGAUAAUCUUCGUGAGAAGUGAAAACUGUGUACCAAGUUUCAUUGAUAUGUGUUCAUUUUCUGUGAUACAAGUUAAAGUGGUGUGUUUGCAAAGUAUGGAAUGUCACACAAGAAAAGUGGUCAUACCAUUUUGUCAUGUAUUGGACAUGAUGGGAAAAUUACACCAUCCUAAAAGCAACUUUGAAAGAGUUAUCCAUCAUAGAAAAUUGAAUCAUGACUGACUUAGAGGGUCUGUGAUAAAAAGUCAUAACAAAUAAAUGCCAAAACAUGGUAUGUGUCACAACAUGUGAGGACCUGUUUAAUAUUUUAUCAGUUACAGACCUAGCCGGUAAAAGUUGUUCUGAAACAGCUAAUGUUGCUUGAAAGAGAUACAAGAUUGUGAUCACACUAUAGAUAAGGUAGUAUUUAUGAAGACUUUAUUUUAACCUUUUAUAGGAAUUCUUGUGUGAAAUUCUGUUAUUAAAACUACAUUUAAAAGAACUUGUUUUAAGCCUGUUUGUGUAUUUAGCAUAGUUGCUAUGAGUUGAUCAUGUUUAUAAAAUCUGCACAAAUAUUGCCAAAUCUGUAGCAUUCAUUAAUGACACAAAAAUAAAAUUCUGUGCUUUUGCUUGUUGAUAAUAGAAUCAUGUACUGCUUUUUGUAAGAAAGUGAGAGUCUUAAAGUGUAUCAUUUUUGCCCAAUAUCUUUCCCACUUAUAGUAUGAUACACAUGUGCACGUUUACUACUGCAGAGUUAUUGCAUAAUGUAUUUAACAAAGCAUAUCAAAGUUGCAUGUAAGGUGCGAAUGAGUAAUAACAUGAUUUUGAAAUUUGUUUCAUUUUUGUUUGGAAUCCACAACAACAAAUUAUUUUCUUUUUUUAAAUGUUCUUCUAGCCUAAUGUAACAAUUUUUUAAACUAUAUGAUACAUGUACUAGGAAAUAGUUUUAGGAAAAUGAAUUCUAUAAGUCAAGGGGUACUGACCCUAAGUUUUUUUUAGUCAACUUCCUAGACCGUAUUGGCAAAGUUAACCUUAGAACCAGGAUUUCAACUUGUAAUGAGCCCCUACCAGCAUGUGUGAAAUGUUAAAUUACCAUGCUCACUGAUGAAAGGAUUAAAGUUUUACUUAAAGUUUAGAAAUCUAGAAGGCCUAAAGUGAUUUUGUUUUCUGUUACCUUUAUUGCAUAGUUAUGUAAUAGUUGGAUGCUACCUGUUUAAAGAGUUAUUAAAGAUUAUGCAGAGUUGCCAACGUAUGUUAUACCGAUGUUAGUGCUAUGAGGUGUCACAUUCUACAAUAUUUCAUGAUGUGCUGUAAGCUGUUGUUGGCUAUAGUUGUAUGUUUGUUGUGGCAAGAGGUUUAAAACAAAAGGCAAUAUUUGUAGACUAGGAUAUGUUUGCAGAUACUCAAUGUAGGUCAAGUCAAUUUCACUAACUCGGGCAAGGAAGUCUAGGAAAAUAUGAGCUGUGUACUUGUUUUGUUUGUACAACAGUUACAUAUGUACGAUAAUUUUCUGUAUAUACCCUGCAGACUAUCCGAGAUUUAAGAUUGUAUCAAUGUUUCCAGGGGUGAAUGCAAAGCAAACCUAGGUGCAAAUAGAUUAAGAAGCAUUUAACACUUCUUUCGCAUUUACCACUCAAUUUGUUGUUCAAGUAAACUUUUAUGGUAGUGUUAUUCUCACAUAUACGGGCAUUGUGGGUUAUACAAAGAUGUGGGUUAUUUGCAGGAAAUUGUGGUACAAAGGUACAUGUUUCAGAAUUUGUUCUUUCACUUUUCACAAUGUGUUCCAUCAACAUUUGCUAGUCUUUUAUCCAAGAUAAAGUUUGCGGUUACAUUAUUUCAGUCUUACAUGCUUAAAUUCCCUCAUACUAUAGUAUGUAACAAACAUUUAGUAAGGAAAUAAUUCAAGUUUUAGUGAUAAUUAUCCAGCUGUUUCAAGGAAGAUACAGGGUUCUAGCCAGGGGAGACCACUCAUGUCUGAAACAGUUACCCGAGUGGCAUCUUUGAUCUUCCUUGACCAUCCGAUGCUGGAAAUUCGUCACACGACCUUAAAUUGUCCAAGUUAAACUUCUAGUGAUAGAAAAUUCAGGAUAUUGUUAACUUGUAUAAAAGUGAUUUCUCUGUUAGCUACAUGCGAGACUGCUUAUAGUAAAAAUUAUAAGGUCUUUUCUCGUCACCUGAGAAAAACAAAUAAAUGAGAAGUUACAAACAUUCCAUUUUCUGUGAGAAAUUAGAUCUUGAAUUAUAAAUGCUAUAUUUGAGCCGCGCCAUGAGAAAAUCAACAUAGUGGGUUUGCGACCAGCAAGGAUCCAGACCAGCCUGCGCAUCCGCGCAGUCUGGUCAGGAUCCAUGCUGUUCGCUUUUUAAGCCUACAGCAAUUAGAGAAACCAUUAGCGAACAGCAUGGAUCCUGACCAGACUGCGCAGAUGCGCAGGCUGGUCUGGAUCCAUGCUGGUCGCAAUGCCACUAUGUUGGUUUUCUUAUGGCACGGCUCAUAUUAUUUUUGUUUUUAUAUGAGAGUUAUAUUAAAGUGCUAUACUUGAUUUAAAAAAAGAUGUGGAAUAUUUAAAAUAUAUAUCUUUAUAUAUAAUAUUGAAAUGAUUUUUAUAUGGUGGCCUAUAUUAAAGAUAACUUUGAUAAUCUGAAUCCCAGAACUGUUUUCGAUACCUGUUAAUACAGUGGUAUUUUUCUUAUAGCCUUAUCAUUUUGUGAAACAACCCUUUUUUAAUUGACUAUAUAGUUUUUCCAACAUGGUAGUUGCAGAAAAAAAUACCUACAGUGUAAAAUUAUUUGUAAUCUUUGGUCCUAUAUAGCUGUACAAGAUUUUUGCCUGUUUUUUGUCCCUAUGAAUUCUGUUAAAUCCUGUGUUAUAUAUAAAUCUUUAGAUUUUAUUUUUGAUGAAGUUUUAUAUUUUUGAGAGACUUCUGCACUCACAAGAUAAUAUAUGUUAGUAUGUUCAGGCCAAAUAAAGUUUGUGCACUUAAUGUUGGGUUCUUGGGUGAAUUGUUUUUCUUUUCAGUUUUUUUAUCUAUGUUACCUUAUAAUGGAUAUUCCCUAACAAAUUCUUACGAUAUGUAUUUAUUUGGAAAAAUCUUUUAUUGAUGAUUAUUAUUAUUUAUUGGAAAAUGAUGUAAAAAUUAGAAUUACUUGUCUUGUAAUGAAAACUUUAUUUGUAUGGCCUAAUUAGCUAUGUUCAAAUUACUAGUGUAACACUAUUCAAACUUUAUUUUGUACAUGUAUAUACACAAAUAUGCCUUUCAUAACCAAGCACAUAAUCUUGAAAAUGACUGGAAUUUAUCAUUUAUGCUUUCUGUACAAAUGUAAAAUAUUGUAACUGUUGUAUAUGUAGAUAUAAAUUAUGAUUUUUUUUUAGCAUUCUGUUGUUACUUUUUGUUGUGUAAAGAUUUUUCACACAACUUAAUGAGUUGUACAACCAUGGGUACAAUUUAACCAUUAUACUCAUACAGUGCAUUAAUUUUGCCAAAAACAUUGAAAAUAAUACCGGUUUAAUAAGUCCCUAUAUAGCAAUUGGUACCUUACAGUUACUUUGUCUCAUGGUUAAAAAGAAACAAGACUGAUAAAAUUCCAAAACAUUUGAUUACAAGUCAAAAUGUAUUAUAAAAAUUUACUUUUUAAUUGCCUACAGAACUUUUUUUUCAAAUUUGAAGGUAAUUAGGUGAUAAAUUUACCACUUUGAUAAUCUGUUGGUUUCAAUUUUCUUGCACCCAUCUUUGUCUACAAUUGUUGUAUCAAAUUUGUUUCGAGAAUAUGAAAUACAGGUCAGGUUUUGCAUACAACACAAUUGUAUUGUUUCGUCAUAAUAUCAAUUGAAACAAGUUAAAUUCUAAAAAUAUUUCAGUAAAUAUGUUGCAAUUUCAUAUUGGUAUGGGUACGCAAGAUUUCAAUUUUUAUUACAAAUUACCUGUAGCGAGCGAUUCAGCUAGUUAUUGGACAGUUUUAGCAGACAUUGUAUUGCUGUGUAUAGGUAUAGUGGUAUUCGAUAGAAGUACCUACACGUAUGAAAUCGUAACCUCUACAGUAGCACAAUUUCACUACACAAUGUAUAACAGAUGUAGGACUCAUUUCUUUCCUAUUCAGUUCUUUAAACUGGUAUGUUUCUCUAUUAAUCUGUAAUUGGAGGAAAUUGUUGGUGAAUUUGAUUGAAAUAAAAUUCACAUUUCAUUGUUUAUAUAUGUAUGAACAGAUUUUAAUCUUCAAAGGACAGUUUGUCAAGUGGAUUAUAAUAAUUGAAAUAUUAUAACUGACAGUUUACAACCUUUUGUUAAGUGCAUUUCACAGACAUUACAUUUACACUUGGCACCUUGAACUUCAGAAUUUUUGAACUGGAAUUAGCUAUGUAUUGUCAGUUUUAAUGCUGUUAAUAUUUUUCCUAAGGAUUUUAAAACCCUUAUACAAUACACAGGUUUCAGUUGUACAUUACUGAAAGUAGUACUAGUAACUGGUUAAACUUUUAAGGGUAUUUGUGUGUCUAUUCUGCACUACUUUCUAGACAAUUACACAGUUAGCAGUGUACCUUUUUUUGGUAUAUGAUUUACCUUUAUUGCCUACUUCAAAGCUCAUUGUUGUAAAAGUGUAAACUUACAGCAAACAGAGGGUUUAAACUGUGUUACACAUUUUACAGCAGUCACAUUUUGUGGCCGUCUUUCAUUUUGGAUUCCUUAUUACCAUGAAAUAUCAACUGAAUAAAAUAUCAAUUGUA
Mercenaria mercenaria is the source of this 8988-nucleotide messenger RNA. Its product is annotated as serine/threonine-protein kinase 10-like. NCBI's taxonomy places the organism in Eukaryota, Metazoa, Mollusca, Bivalvia, Venerida, Veneridae. Bases 226 to 4188 code for a protein of 1320 amino acids. The record is from RefSeq and is a predicted model, not a curated record. Gene Ontology annotation, biological process: protein phosphorylation. Gene Ontology annotation, molecular function: protein serine/threonine kinase activity; ATP binding. The transcript has 20 exons.